This is a messenger RNA of Cricetulus griseus (Chinese hamster), 469 nucleotides long. The record is from RefSeq and is a predicted model, not a curated record. Lineage: Eukaryota; Metazoa; Chordata; Mammalia; Rodentia; Cricetidae.
AUGGCUAUCGUGGUCUCUCUCUGCAGGGUGUUCUUCCUUAAUGUGCCAUUGGAUUCCAUCCUAGAGCGACUGACACUGAGAAGGACUGACCCUGUCACAGGAGAAAGGUUCCAUCUUAUGUACAAGCCUCCUCCCACUAUUGAGGUCCAGGCCCGUCUCCUGCAGAACCCCAAGGACUCAGAGGAGUAUAUCAGGCUUCGAACGGACCUGUUCUACAGGAACUCUGGGGAUCUGGAGCAGUACUACCAGCGGGCUAUCACUGUCAACGCAGACCAGGACCCAUACACAGUCUUCGAGUACAUAGAGAGCGGGAUCAUUAAUCCUCUGCCCAGGAAAGUGACCUGAUACGUGCAAAGCCAGGAGCAAGCCCUGGAGACACUAGAAUCCUCUGCCCAUGACCUUCAGCAGACAUCCACCCUACCCUCCACCCCCCAAAACCCCGCCAAUAAAAAUGCUAGACACAACCUCA